AUGAAAGCUCUCCAGCUUUUACUCGCCUUACUUCCUCUGGCGUCCAGUUUCAGCCAUCCUGGAUUGCUGGUCGCUGAGUCUGAUCUGGCCCGUCUCCGGGGAAAGAUCUCCGCCCGACUGGAUCCAUGGCAGGCUUGCUGGAGCUCGUUCGUCAACAUGGCUCCUGCGAACCUUCCUUACACUCCCCAGGCUGUGAGCUCAGUUGAUCGUGAUGCGGUCGGCUCAACCGACUCGAACGCCUAUCUACUAUGGACCGAUGCAGCUGCCGCCUUCACGCUCGCUCUGCGCUGGAAGAUCGAGGGGAACACCUCAUAUGCUGAUGCAGCGGCCACUAUUCUGAAUUCCUGGAGCGACAAGCUUACGUCAAUCGGUUCUAAUGACGACCAGUACCUCGUGGCGGGACUGCAAGGACACGAGCUAGCAAAUGCAGGAGAGCUUUUGCGCGACUACACCCCUUUCCGAGAGAAUGGACUGGCUAAAUUUCAGACAAUGAUGGUUGAUGUCUUUCUGGCAAAGAACAUUUACUUUCUUGAACAUUUAGACGGUUCGGAGCACAAUGUGAAGCACUUUUUCGCCAACUGGGAACUCGCGCAGGUUGCCUCGGCUAUGGCGAUUGGGGUCCUCACCGAUAACACGACUACAUUCAAUUUUGCUGUUGAUUAUUUCAAGAACGGCUCUGGGAAUGGCGCAAUUAACAAUGCUGUAACCAACAUUGUGCAGGAACCUGAUACGGGUAACCCCCUAGGUCAAGGACAAGAAGAGGGCCGCGACCAGGGCCAUUCUGCCUUGGACUUCGCAUUGCUAGGCGUCAUUGCACAACAGGCUUGGAACCAGGGUGAAGAUUUGUUUUCUUACAACAACAGCCGCAUUCUACUCGGGGCUGAGUACUUUGCCCGUUACAAUCUGGGAUAUGAAGUCCCUUUCGAACCCUACACGAACGGUCUAGUCAGCUAUACUGAAAUUAGCAGUGGUUCUCGUGGGGAUACCCGAUGGGCAUGGGAAGUGCUCUACAACCACUAUGUGAUGAUCAAAGGCAAACAAGCACCCUGGACGACAAAAUACCUCAACAAGACCUAUGAGACCUAUGGUGGCUUUGAGCCCGGUUCUGGAUCUUUCGGUUCUCAUAAGGUUUCCGGAUAUUACGACACUUUAGGCUGGGGAACCCUCUUGUAUCAUUUGAAUGAAACCGAUGUGGCUUCGCUUCGCGAAUCGACAACAUCGACUUCAGCAACUCACAGAUCGGUGGAUACCUUGGCCGCCCUCAUCAAGGUUCCGGAAGCUACCAAGUCUAUCUCUGGCAGUUCCAGUUUCCUAUCCGAAUCAACUCCCACAGUCCCGGCAUCAACAGCAACCUCAACAGCAACCUCAACAGCAGCAUCCACAGCAGCAUCCACAGCAGCAUCCACAGCAGCAUCCACAGCAGCAUCAACAGUGAAUCUUCAUCCAGGUCAGCACGCUCAUGGUCACCAGCAUUCCCACCAUGCUGGUCCCCAGAAGGCCGCAUCUUGUCCCCUUCCGCCUAAGAAACAAUGA
Molecule: messenger RNA, 1533 nt
Organism: Penicillium canariense
Lineage: Eukaryota; Fungi; Ascomycota; Eurotiomycetes; Eurotiales; Aspergillaceae
Exons: 2
Coding region: 1-1533 (510 amino acids)
Cellular component (GO): periplasmic space
Molecular function (GO): lyase activity
Source: RefSeq, a predicted model, not a curated record